Molecule: messenger RNA, 663 nt
Organism: Neltuma alba
Lineage: Eukaryota; Viridiplantae; Streptophyta; Magnoliopsida; Fabales; Fabaceae
Product: auxin-responsive protein SAUR50-like
Exons: 1
Coding region: 26-532 (168 amino acids)
Biological process (GO): response to auxin
Source: RefSeq, a predicted model, not a curated record
UAAAGAGAGACACCGUAUCAUUUCCAUGGAUCCAAAGAAAUCUAACAAGAUCAGAGAUAUUGUUAGGCUUCAACAGAUCCUCAAGAAAUGGAGAAAGCAAGCCAACUCUCCCAAAACCAGUGACAGUAACAACAGCGGCAGUAGCAAUAAAAGUAUCAAGUUUCUGAAGAGGACACUUUCUAUAUCUGAACGCGAAGGGGGAUCAAGCAACGCUGUUCCGAAAGGCUGUCUCGCUGUUUGCGUCGGGGAAGAGAUGAAGAGGUUCAUUAUACCUACUGAAUAUCUCAGCCAUCAUGCAUUUCAUGUGUUACUGAGAGAAGCAGAAGAAGAAUUCGGGUUUCAACAGACUGGUGUUCUGAGAUUCCCUUGUCAAGUGCCAGUUUUUGAGAGUAUCUUAAAGAUGGUGCAGGGAAGGAACGACCAAUCUAGCACUCAAGAAUGCAGACUUAAAGUUGAAGAGAUAUUGGGACACUGCUCAUUAGAACGCCAGCUUGCUUACUCUCCCCAUCCCCAGAGUCCAAUGUGCAGAUAGUCUAGGAUUUUGAAAGGCUUACACUUAUGUUUUCCCCUUCUUUUUCCCCUCAUGGAGGCCAAUCAACGUAUGAAAUUGUAAGAGAGAUUUAGAUUAUGUAAGAACCUAUUUGGGAAUUUAUGAAUAGAUUU